This is a messenger RNA of Leishmania braziliensis MHOM/BR/75/M2904, 1389 nucleotides long. RefSeq names its product putative dihydrolipoamide acetyltransferase precursor. The record is from RefSeq and is a predicted model, not a curated record. Gene Ontology annotation, biological process: pyruvate decarboxylation to acetyl-CoA. NCBI's taxonomy places the organism in Eukaryota, Euglenozoa, Kinetoplastea, Trypanosomatida, Trypanosomatidae. The coding region runs from base 1 to 1389 and encodes 462 amino acids. Gene Ontology annotation, cellular component: pyruvate dehydrogenase complex. Gene Ontology annotation, molecular function: dihydrolipoyllysine-residue acetyltransferase activity. The transcript has a single exon.
AUGUUUUGCUGCCGCGCCUUCCCGAAGGUAGCUGCGCUGACUGCCCUUCGCUUCUUCACCAUCACGCCUAUUCCCAUGCCCGCGCUCUCCCCCACGAUGGAGAAGGGUAAGAUUACAGAGUGGUGCAAGCAGCCUGGUGACCCCAUCUGUCCCGGCGACACUUUCUGCAAUGUCGAGACCGAUAAGGCUGUCGUGUCGUACGAUAAUGCGACCGAGGAGGGCUUCUUUGCCCGUGUCAUUACCUCUGUUGGGGAGGAGACGGUCGUUGGUCAGACGGUGUGCCUCAUCGUAGACGAGAAGGAGGGCGUCAACUCCGAUGAGGUCAAGAGCUGGAAGCCGGAGGGCGAGGAAGCUCCUACUGCCCCUACUGCUGCGAAUCCUGUGGCUGUUGCCACUGCUGCCACUGCUGCCACUGCUGCCCCUGUUGCGGCCUCUGGCGACCACGUGAAGGCUUCGCCGUACGCUCGCAAGAUGGCUGCGGAGAAUAAUGUGUCACUGAGUGGCAUCAAGGGCACAGGUGGUGGUGUAGGUCGCAUCACGUCCAAGGACGUGGCUGCUGCAGUGGCGAGCGGAACCGCCGGCUUGGUUGCGAAGGCGGCUGCGCCGACCAAGGCUGCUGCUUCGCCGACUACCCCUGCAAAGCCCGCGGCCGUCAAGGGAACUCCUCCAGCGAACCCCAACUUCACUGACAUUCCAGUGACGACGAUGCGGUCUGUCAUUGCGAAGCGCCUGCACCAGUCCAAGAACAUGGAGGUUCCGCACUACUACCUCUUCGACGACUGCCGCGUCGACAACAUGAUGGCCCUCAUCAAGCAGCUGAACGCGAAGGGCAACGGCGAGUACAAGAUCACCGUGAACGACUACAUCAUCAAGGCGGUCGCGCGCGCCAACACCUUGGUGCCGGAGGUGAACUCCUCCUGGCAGGGCGACUUCAUCCGCCAAUACGCCACCGUUGACGUCUCGGUGGCUGUUGCUACGCCUACUGGCCUUAUUACCCCGAUCAUCCGCAACGCGCAGGCGAAGGGUCUCGUAGAAAUAUCGAAGGAGGUGAAGGCUCUAGCGAAGAAGGCGCGCGACGGUACGCUGCAGCCCAACGAGUUCCAGGGUGGCACGUGCUCCGUGUCGAACCUCGGUGCGACAGGCAUCCCCGGCUUUACGGCCAUCAUCAACCCCCCGCAGGCGAUGAUUCUUGCCAUCGGCUCCGCCAAACCACGCGCUGAGAUCGUGAGGAACGAGGGGACGGGUGAGUUUGAGAUGACCGGCAAGGUAGAGACCGUUGUGAACUUUGCGGCGUCUUUUGACCACCGCAUCGUCGAUGGCGCACUCGGCGCUAAGUGGUUCCAGGGCUUUCACGACGCCAUAGAGAACCCGCUGUCACUUCUGCUGUAG